Messenger RNA from Stegastes partitus (bicolor damselfish), 1707 nucleotides. The record is from RefSeq and is a predicted model, not a curated record. NCBI's taxonomy places the organism in Eukaryota, Metazoa, Chordata, Actinopteri, Pomacentridae.
AUGUCUCACAACAGUGUAAGUGACAUCAGGCAGAUGAUGGUGGUGAUAUCCACGGUGGAGGAAUGGUCGUCUCUCAAGUCUCUGCUGCAGCACAGCUCAGGGGAUGAAUGUCACUUCAGCUCUGUGGGAUCAAACCAGAUCUGUGACAUGACGGUGGAGCAUCACUCCAUCAGCUUGCAUUAUACAGAUUUACAGCCAAACAUGACCGAGGAGGCCAUGAGCCAGGCCCUGGAGGGCUGCUUCAACUCCUGCAGGGACGGAAUCAGCUCAUUUCUGCUGCUGAUCCGAGGUGGAUGUUACACCAAGACGGAGAGGAGGAUGAUGGAGAUCCUGCAGGCCCACUUCGGAGCCGAGGCCUUGAAACACCUGGUGGUUCUCUCCGUGGAGGACGGAAAGGUUGUGGACACUCUGGACGACGCCCUCCUGGACCUGAUAAACGUGUGCGACGGCAGGUACUGUCGCUUCACGUCGACCGAAGGCCUGCUGGCGCUGCUCGAGAUGGUCGACUACAUGCUGGCCGAGAAUGGCGUGAGCGGAUACACCGAAGAGAUGCUGAGCGCGGCCAAGAGACGCAGCACAGAGGACUCGGCCCUGAACAUGCUGAAGCAGAAGAGGAAGAAGGAGGCAGCUGAGAAGAAACACCAUGAGACGAAGAGAGAGGGUCUGGAGGAGGCUUUGAUCAGCCACAGAGCCCUGCUGCAGCUGCAGACGAGCGCAGUGGACGAUGAUGAAGCAAACAAGUUGUCUGUGGUCCUGCUGGGUCUGUCUGGCAGCGGGAAGACUUCUGCUCUCAACCUGAUUCUAGAGCGAGCAGGUAAUCAGUACUCGGUCAACGGGUUGAGCCAUGAAUCAGCUUCAACAACUUCGUCCUGCGAGAAGAAGGAGGCGUUUGCGGCCGGGAGGCGCCUGGUCCUGGUCGACACCCCGGAGCUGUGGGACGAGGACGGCGUGGAGGCCGUGGAGCUGGUGAAGGACUGCCUGGCCCUGGCCCUGCCCGGACCCCACGUCUUCCUGCUGGUGCUGCAGGUGGGACGCUUCACCCAGGGCGAGAGCGACAUGCUGGGACACCUGCAGAGGAUCUUCGGCCGAGAGUUUGCAGAGCACGCCGUCGUCCUGUUCGUCCGCUUCGACAGCAAGACGCGGGAGAAGAUCGACGACCACGUGUCCGGAGCUCACUCCAGCCUGCAGGAGCUCAUCCGCAAGUGCGGCAGUCGGUACUACGAGCUGAACGUCUCAAAGUCCCAGAAUGCUUUGAGCUUCCCCCAGGUGAAGGAUCUGCUGUCGGGAAUCAACAAACUGGCUGCUUCUCACGGAGGCCGACCGUACGCAGUGAGACGGUUUUCUGUUCAGGAGCUGCAGCAGAGAAGUAAAGUGAUGGAGGAGAGGAAGGAGGGAACGCAGGAGGUCAACUUCUUACUGAGAGAUGAAUAAUUCACAGACAGGAGGACGGUGUGUUUGGCUGAUUCCACCUCAAAUCAGCAAAGUUUAAGGAACAACUUCUGCUCGACUGUCUCUGAUUUGCUUGAAAUUUUUACAGCACAAACUAUGGAUAUUUGUAAAGUUAUUUUUUUCCCACAUAUUUAAAUUUCAGGCCACAUUUCAACAAGAACAUCUCAAGAAAUAUUCAACAUAAAAGCCUGAAAUUCUCACUGUUAUUUCUUAUCAUGCCUUUAAUUCAGAAUCUGUAAUAUUGAACAAAUGAUCAAA